GAAUCGGAAAAUCUCGACGCUUUUACGACAUGCCCUGAACGCAGCAUGACACAAUGACAACGAAGAUGGCGUGUUGUGGGAACUGUUUUUGUUGCCAAUGUUGCUGCAGAGAAGGAGAGACACGGACCCCCGAGGAACUGGCGAUCCUUGGGGAAAUCCAAGUUGAAGAAGAUGAGAUUCUACCCAGGAAAGACUAUGAGAGCUUGGAUUAUGACCGCUGCAUCAGUGAACCCUACAUGGAGAUUCUGGAGGGGAUGAACAGCAAGAAAACCAAAAAGUAUGAAGCAGUACGGUGGAUGAUGAUGUUUGCUAUCGGAGUCACAGUGGGUCUGGUGGGCCUGUUUGUGGAUUUCUUUGUGCGCCUCUUCAGCCAAAUCAAAUUCACUCUGGUUGGUGAUUCUAUAGAGAAGUGCAGCGACAAAGGCUGUCUCCCUCUGUCCCUGCUGGAGCUCCUGGCCUUCAACAUGACCUUCGUCUUCAUCGCCAGUGUGCUCGUCCUCAUCGAGCCAGUAGCUGCAGGUUCGGGGAUCCCAGAAAUCAAAAGUUACCUAAACGGAGUGAAGAUUCCAGGAAUCGUCCGGCUGCGAACGUUUCUCUGCAAAGCUGCCGGAGUCCUGUUCAGUGUGGCUGGAGGUCUCUUUGUGGGGAAAGAAGGUCCGAUGAUACACAGUGGAGCCAUUGUGGGAGCUGGCCUUCCUCAGUUUCAGAGCAUCACUUUCAAAAGGAUCAACUUCGAUUUCCCCUACUUCCGCAGUGACAGGGACAAGCGAGACUUUGUGUCAGCGGGCGCUGCUGCCGGAGUAGCUGCUGCCUUCGGUGCUCCUAUCGGUGGCACGCUCUUCAGUCUGGAGGAGGGCUGCUCUUUCUGGAACCAGGGCCUCACUUGGAAAGUGCUCUUCUGUUCGAUGUCGGCCACUUUCACCCUCAACUUCUUCCGUUCUGGGAUCAACUUUAACAAGUGGGGCUCCUUCCAGCUGCCCGGUCUGCUCAACUUUGGAGAGUUCAAGUGUUCAGAUGGAGAUAAGAACUGCCACCUGUGGACAGCAGUGGACCUGGCCUUCUUUGUCCUGAUGGGGGUGGUGGGAGGCCUGCUGGGGGCGCUCUUCAACUGCAUGAACAAGAGCCUGGCCAAGUAUCGCAUCAGACACAUCCACCCCAAGGCCAAGUUUAUCAGAGUUCUAGAGAGUCUGCUGGUUGCCAUGGUGACAACAGUGGUGAUAUUUGCAGCUUCCAUACUGUUGGGUGAAUGCCGUGAGCUGUCCUCCCCGACAACCCAUAACACCACGCUGUCCGGCAGUGAGGACAUCAACUCAACCAUUCGCCAGUUCUUCUGCACCAACAAGACCUACAAUGACAUGGCCACGUUGUUCUUCAACCCGCAGGAGGCUGCCAUCCAUCAGCUCUUCCACCAGGAUGGUACCUUCAGCCCCGUGACUCUGUCUGUGUUCUUCCUGCUGUACUUCCUGUUGGCCUGCUGGACCUACGGUUUGUCUGUACCCAGUGGUCUCUUUGUCCCCUCGCUGCUCUGUGGGGCGGCUUUUGGACGUCUGGUUGCCAACAUCCUCAAAGUGAAACUGGGAAUGGCCAUCUACUCUGGGACCUUCGCUCUCAUCGGAGCUGCCGCCUUCCUCGGAGGCGUCGUCAGAAUGACCAUCAGUCUGACUGUCAUCCUCAUUGAAUCCACCAAUGAAAUCACAUACGGGCUGCCCAUCAUGAUCACUCUAAUGGUUGCCAAGUGGACUGGAGAUUUCUUCAACAAGGGCAUCUAUGACAUCCACAUCGAGCUGAGAGGAGUGCCACUGCUGGAGUGGGAGACUGAGGCUGAAAUGGACAAGCUGACAGCCAGUGAUAUCAUGGAGCCCAACUUGACCUAUGUGUACCCCCACACCCGUGUCCAGUCUCUCGUCAGCAUCCUACGCACCACCGUCUACCACGCCUUCCCGGUGGUCACUGAGAACCGGCAGAACGAACGGGACUUCAUGAAGGGCAACAUCCUGGUCAGCAACAACAUCCACUUCAAGAAGUCCAGUGUUGUGUCCCGUGCGGGGGAACAGCGGCGGCGCUGCCAGUCCAUGAAGUCGUACCCGUCCAGCGAGCUGCGAAACGUUUGUGACGAACACAACGCCGCGGUGGAGCCCGCAGAGGAGGGAGAGGACCUGCUGCAGCAGAUGUUAGAGAGGAGGUAUGCGCCGUACCCGAACCUGUACCCGGACCAGUCUCCCAGUGAGGAGUGGACCAUGGAGGAGCGCUUCAGACCGCUCACCUUCCACGGCCUCAUCCUGCGCUCGCAGCUGGUCAACCUGCUCAUCAGAGGGGUCUGCUACGCUGAAAACCAGUCGAGCGCCACUCAGCCCCGGUUGUCCUAUGCAGAGAUGACUGAAGAUUACCCACGUUACCCGGACAUCCAUGACUUGGACCUGGCCCUGCUCAACCCCCGCAUGAUAGUGGAUGUCACCCCCUACAUGAACCCGUGUCCCUACACCGUUUCGCCCAACACACACAUCUCCCAGGUGUUCAACCUGUUCAGGACCAUGGGCCUGCGACACUUACCCGUUGUUAACGCUGUCGGAGAAAUUGUUGGAAUAAUCACAAGACACAAUUUAACCCACGAGUUCCUCGUGGCCAAACUGCGACAGCACUGCAUCACUAUUUGACCCGACUGUGGAUGUUCUGCCGUCCUCCCAGCCCCAGACUCUGUUCAGCCGGGGCCCUGAACAUUUGUCUUUGUCCAUUCCUAAUAGCAUGCACAAAUUCUCUGUGGUACGAUAGGGAAGACACUAACAUUCAGUUGUAAGUCUGAUAUUGUCAAUGACUAAGGCUACGUUCACACCGCAAGUCUUAAUGCUUAAUUCAGAUUUUUUGCUCAGAUCCGAUUUUUUUUGUUUG
Sander lucioperca (pikeperch) is the source of this 2886-nucleotide messenger RNA. It is a transcript of the gene clcn6, whose product is annotated as chloride channel 6. NCBI's taxonomy places the organism in Eukaryota, Metazoa, Chordata, Actinopteri, Perciformes, Percidae. Bases 54 to 2654 code for a protein of 866 amino acids. The transcript is spliced from 23 exons. Gene Ontology annotation, biological process: transmembrane transport; chloride transport. Gene Ontology annotation, cellular component: lysosomal membrane; intracellular membrane-bounded organelle. The record is from RefSeq and is a predicted model, not a curated record. Gene Ontology annotation, molecular function: voltage-gated chloride channel activity.